AUGCCCACCAGCCCGAGGAUAGAAACGGCACUUGAUGAUGUCGACGCGCGCACGUCGGCUCUGUGGCGCGAGCUCGUGGACACCAGUGUCGAGUGCGAGCUAUGCAACGAGCCAUACAACGACGACAAUGCGGACGAUGCCGGCCACAUCCCGCGCCUCUUGACGUGCGGCCACACUUACUGCCAGAGCUGUUUGGAUGACUGGGCGACGGCAAAUACUCGUCUGGCUGACGCUUUGGGUGAAGAAAUGGCCGUGGAAUGUCCAACCUGUCGCCGCGUCACGCGUUUGAACCGGGCGAUAGGCGCACAGGCGCUUCCUAAGAAUUAUGAGCUCGUGCGCGCCCGUCAGGAGAUGGAAGCGCGGUCUCAGAUUCACUUGGUUCAACUCAAGCAGGACGGGGAGAGUGUGCAGGCUUCCCAGCGUGCCUUGUUUCUGGCCAAGCAGGUGCAGAUCAAUGAGCAAGAGAAGAAAGAGGCACAGGAUCUGGCCGAAGAAGCGAGACGCCGCGCGCUGCUCGCGUCGCAGCAAGCGGCAGUGCUGCAGGCAGAGACUGAGAAUUUGAAACGGCAGCUUGAGGUGGAUGCGGCGCAACUUGCUCGAGUGCAACUUGAUGCCUCUAGUGCUGCAGCGGUGGCAAAGGAGCUGCAUUCCAAGGCGGAACAGUUGCAGCAGCAAGUAGACUGUGUCCGUGCACAGCUGUCGCUACAUGCUGGAAGACAUGACCCUAGCAAGUUGGUGGUGCUUGUGUGUGAACCGACGACAGUGGGUUCGUGGUUGCUCCCAUACACGAGGUAUGCCGUGAUCAGUAUCGCCAGUGACACGAUAAAGGGUGCACAAGCCAUUGACCCGUACCAAGCUGCUAAGACAUGGACACGCCUUCACCAAGUUGAAGAACCCAGCUCGUCUGUCAAAGUGUACCGCCGCUACAGCGAUUUUGUCUGGCUGCAUGGCGAAUUGCAGCGUCAAUUUCCAUUUGAGCUAGUGCCCUGUGUACCGGGGAAGCAGAUCUUCUUUAACAAAGAGAAGGAGUUUGUUGGUGAACGCAUGCGGCUAUUGCAAGCUUUCUUGCGCGGUGUAUUACGACUGCCGCUUCUCUCUGUGACGGAAGAAGUACGUGCUUUCUUAUUGUCGACCACUGAAGAGCUCGAAAGUCUUCGACGUGCCACUUCUACUUAUUACGGCGGAUUGGAGGAUGACGACCUGCUGUCGUUGGACGAAUGUUCACCCUGCGACGACGUGGAGUCCCGAAGCUCAUCAUCCCCGCGAGCUAGUUAUGCCCCCGCAUCGUCCACCAACACUACACUCAGCAUGCACAGCAGUAGUUGGAGUGCAUGGAGUGCUGUUUCGGCCAUAACUUCAAGCGCUGCAAAGCUAGUCACUACAACUGGCACGGCUCUUUCUGGCAUGAGUUCGAAAACCGGUCCAGCAAGUCUUCCUACAGAUUGCGAACUCGAGUUGUCGAGGAGUUUUACCGAGGCAGAAGGAGAUAACGCAGCGACUCGCUCGUGCAUUGAUCGUCGUCGUAAAUAUAUAGACGUGGCAAGGUCGUAUCAGCUAACAGCUCAAAAAGGAAGCCAACUAUCACGAGCUUCGCGUCAACAGUCGUACCACUUACACCGCAUGUGUGAACUUCUACAUGAUAUGAACAAGUUGGAUCAAGAUCAUGCGCAGCGGCGCCGGCAGAGACUUGCAGCAUCUGAUGACUUGAGGUCCCGUUUGGAUGAUGACGAUGACGAUAUGGAGACUCGAGCCUUUGGUGAGCGAGCAUCCGAUGUAUUUAGUGCCAUUUCUCUUAACACAAAAAACGAUGCGGAUUGCAUGGAGUACGCACUGUUGGAGGUCGUCCGCAUGCAGACACUAGAGCUUGGAGGCAUUGAGGAUGCUUUUGCGCGUGUCCGUCGUCGUGAGGAGGCGCUUCAAACGCAGCAGCAAUUGACCCCACCAUCCAGCAGUCCCAGAACAGUCAACCACUCGAGUGACUAUGGAGUUUCACUCUCUGCCGUAUCUCUUAAACGCGACGAGUUGGCAACACACAGGCGCGAGCUAAACGAAAAAGUGGCAAGUCUGGACCCAGGCCGCUCGCAGUUUGUGCUGGACGUGCUUGGUAAAAACACGAGCGAGAUGUACAAGCUGGCAAAGACUAAACGAAAACUCUUUCAGGCCUCGCAGCAGCAACUUAUUGGUUUGGCCCGUCGCUUGUCACCCGGACGAAGAGAGCAGGACGUGCAAGAAAAAGGCCAGCAAGCCGCCCCCACGACCGACUACUGCCUGGAGGGUCCUUCCAGUCAGCAAUUUCAACGCAUGGCACAGCAGCAGUGGAGAACCGCGAGUGGAGCUCCUAGCGACUACCAGACGGCCAAGAUGCAGUCGAACGAGGGCUCGGUUUCAACCGACGGUUGCGAGGCGAGGGAAGGGCGCGGCCCGAGGCUUCGCUUCACACACGAUCAGUGCGAGAAAGAGCUUUUUUCGAGUGAAUACUUGAGGAGCAAUAAAGCCAGUGGUCACAAGAAUCUCCGUUGUUUUCCUCAUUGCUGUGGUGGUCAUAAUCCCAAGAGUUUCUGUGGCUCGGGGCUCGUGGUCGAGUGCUUGCUGCCGACAUGUCAAGUAGUGCUGGGCAGGUUUGAAGAACUGGCAAAGCAGCUGCCAGCUCACGCGAAAGCGCUUCCGUCGCCAACUGCAUCCACGGCUGUCGACACGAGUCUUGGCCGCAAUAACCUCGUGGUUGGUCGUGAGUAUCCUCGUCAAGAGCUCUUUGACGAUGUCAAGAUGCCAGACCAGCCUUUCGGUCGCUGGUUCCGAGGCACGGCAGUGCCAGGUGGCAGCACGUCGGGAGCAGAAAGCUCGUGCUUUCUCCUGAAUGGUAAUCGCCAGUCGUGGCACUAUGGAUGGCAGUCGUCGCGACUUAACUGCAAGAAUCUGCACGUUUUCAAAGUCUACAUUUUUGAUGCAAGUGCUAGCGGAAAUGACAACACGAUGACGUGCAUUGCUGCACUGGCAUCACCGGCGUUCAGGAUCUCGUCGAGCCGCAAGGCUAGAAAGACGUUCCGUGCACCCAUGAGCCAUGCGGCGGCGCUUGCUAACAGCGCUGUGCCAAGUUUGUCAAGUGGGUCGAUGGGAUUGCAACUGCCGCGACACGUGCUGUCUGCUUUAAGAAGUCCUGGAGUAGGUUUGCCGCCAGGGUCGCAAGGUGCGAGGAGUAUUGAUGAGUUCUUGGGAAGCGCAGCAGGCAGUAAUCACACUGCUGCGGUAAAUGCAGCUACUCUGUAUGUGGCAGCCCAGCAACAACAACGACCGCCGACGGGCUUUAUGACGAGGCAGCAGGACCCUGCUCGGCGUGAACGCAAGCGUUUAACUCGAUCGGCUUCACUCAAGACAGACUAUUUCUCGACCGUCUCUUUCCCUCCACCACAAGAGCAGCAGCAGCAAUUGCACCAGCACCAGCUGUAUCAACAAUCCCAGAGACUGUCGCUUUCUGCCACGCAUCCACUGCAUUUCGAGGGUCUUCGCGACAAUCGGGUAUCGAUGCCAUCGUUGCCAGGUGUAGGCGCUUUCCUGAACAACUCUGUGGGACCUCGCGCAGCAGAUGGUAAUCGAUCGGUCCAUACGCGGCGGUCAUCCCUAGCCGCUCUUCCAAUGCCUGCUUCCAAGCCGUUGAAUAUGCCGCGCCAACCCCCAAGACCAGUGCCUGUGCUUACCCCAAUUACAGGCAUGAUGCAGCUUCGAUUGGAGAAUCACUCGCUUUAUUCCAGGACUCCACUUGCAAGCUCCACUCCGUCAUCUACCCGUUCUGCGGUCCCUUCUUCUAGUACAAGGACUCCUGUUGGAAACACGUCGCGCCUUACGGCUGCAGCUUUGCACCAGCAUGCGUAUGCUUCUGCCAGGCCGUAUCCGUACGUACGGCGUGAUACUUGGUUGAGCAGCUUACAAGGCAUGAUUCCAGAAGGAGGUGGCAUUCCGAUGAUGAUGAUGUCACCAACAACGACUGACAGUUAUCUGAACCGCAAGCGCAACCGCUCCACGGACUCAGAUAAGGCAAUCACGGCUGCCAUUGAGGCCUCGGAGAAAAUUCGCCCAACUUUGUCGCCCGUGUCAUCGCCUGGAUAUUCGCCUCCAAUGGUGGCUCCAGUCCCUACGGACAGUGAACUUUACCGUCGCGCACGUAUUUUGCAGCUAGCGUUCACUAUUGUUAAGCGUAUUCAUCGCUUUGAAGAAGUUGCAGCAAAGCAGAAGGAGUCGAACCCUAAGGUGUAUCGCCACUCGUUUGAGAUGAUCACUCCACCAAUGCCGACCACAUCGAAUGAGACUCUGAGGUCUCCUCGUAAAAAGUGUACACUCGUGCAGAUUCCAUUGAGUAAUCCGAAGUUGCUGCAUUUGUGCUCGAAUCUUGUGACAGUUUGUACAUCGCUGGUAAACUCUGGACGGCUGGAGGAUCUGCGUGAUAAGAUGCAUGCUUGUGCCCAGGCUGGACGUGGUGCAUUGGCUGCUUACGCACAGCUUGUGAAUUUGUUGAAUGAUGCCGUAGAGGCCCAGGUAUCGCGUCUACCACGUCGUAUGCAUAAGUCUUGGGGCGACGCGGAAUCUGCUGACGAAGGUGAGUGGGACUUGUACGAAAUGCUGAAGAGUUGCGAGCCAUGGCUACUGCAUGAGGCAUGGUGGGUGGUUCUGGAUGACGAUGACCAGCAGCAAGCAGGCGAUAAAGAGGAAGGCGCAUUGCGCCCACUACCGUACAUGAACGUGUUUGCGGACUAUUAUCACGCGAUCCGAGAUGCGGUACUUUCACCCCACGACCUGGAAGUGGCAGCCUCACUGCGUAAGGCAGCGGUUGCGGGCGCUACGGGUCUAACUGGUGAGUGGAGAGGCGAAGCCGACGAGCAUCACAUGCAGCAGCGACAGCGCGUUGCCUCUGUUCGAUCGGCUACGGCAGCGUCAUCACUUUCGUGGUUGGCACGUUGCGUUCAUACGCACACAACUAAGGUGCUCCACAUCACCGAAACGGACACGACUAUGACGUUAUCACUUCCGAACAGUUUGGUUUCUGCUGACGCAGUUUUUCUGCUGCAAUUGGAUCAGCAAGAACCGACGGUGGUUUUUCCUCAAGACUAUUUUCCGUUCGGAUGGUCUCGGAAGCGUUCAUUGAUGGCUUAUCGUGCUUGGCGUGUACGUGGUAUUGGCGACUCAAACGGCAGUGCUGUAGCUGUUCAAUUUAUGCGCUGGCCUGACGAUAAUGAGCUCGAUGCUGUUGAGAACGACGAAGAAGAGGAGGAACUAGAUGAUGAUGAUGAAGCAGAUGACUCUCCCGAAGAGCCGGAAGAGGAGCCUAUUGGUCGUCGCGGACGACGGCCAAAGCGUCUGCGUACACGAAUAACCAUCUACUUUUCGGUAUUCUCCACGACGACUCUUCAGCUACGUACAAUUGUUGAAGCGAGCCUCGCCCCUGCUGCCGCUCUGCCGGCCUCCAUGCCAGCGCAGCCCACCGAAGCUGAUAUGCUGCGAUAUUUCAAAGCGCCAUCGUCCUGGGAAAUGCGAUCGCAAAUUUCGCAGCAGUACACGAAGAACAUAUAA
Molecule: messenger RNA, 5562 nt
Organism: Peronospora matthiolae
Lineage: Eukaryota; Oomycota; Peronosporomycetes; Peronosporales; Peronosporaceae
Source: the annotation of a GenBank genome assembly